AACGACCCUCAACCUCCCCCCCAUCGAGCCCCGGCCUCCCUGUCCCCCCCGCGUCUAUGCUAGGCUCUACUCCUAUUUCGACCGCGCCCUCCCCUCCUCAACCUCUACCCCCAGCCGCCGCGCCCGCCAACCCCGCCCCCCCUCGCCCUCGCGCCCCUUACCCUCACGCCACGCCCCUCCCCCCACAAAGAGCCUCGAAGGCUUCCGGACCCCCAGACGCGGAUUACGGGGCGGGAAAGCGAAGCAUGAGCUACCGCGCUGGAUCGGCCCCGCGGUGCGACAGGUAUGCAAGGAGCUAGGUGCGGGCCGCGCGAUGCCGCAUGUCUUGGCGGGCGUCGAGAGCGUGAUGCUGCUCCCGUGUCCCGGGCCAGAAGACGGAGAUGAAGAUGUCGGCGGGGAGCGGAUGAGUGGGAAAACACCAGCGCUGAUCGCGGCCGUGUUCUCGUUCGUGAUGGUGCGGCUCACGGGCCAGCAGACGGAUACCAAACAGUAUAACGAACAAGUGCGGAGAGUCCUCAGCGUCUUGCGCGAGCUGCGAGAGGAUGAAGCAGCGCUGGCUAGGAUCGGAGAGGGAGAGGAGGCGUGGAAGGGCUGGGAAGAGGUCCGGAAGAAGGAUGUCGAUGAUUGGUUGAAGGAGAUUAGCAACCAUGGCUGGUUGCGCAUGGCUUGGUGGGAGAACAUCAUCGAUGGAUCGGGCGCCAGCGGCGAGGUCGAGAUCGAACCUCCUGAAUCCGAGGAGGAACGGGAGGACGCGGAUGAGGAAGAGGAGAGCAAGCGCUUGCGAGAGGUGCGCGCUGGAUCCAUGAGGCAGGAGGAGUUCGACUACCUGAGCGAGACGAAGAGGGAGCAGUUCGCGCGCUGGAAGAAACUGAUGCUGGUCAAGAUUGAUGAGCUGGUGCAGAGCGGGAUCUUGGAAGAGGAGGGGGAGGAUACGGAGAUGCGGGAUGUUAGCUGACGUUCCUAUAUUUGUUAUACCACAUAUAUAUAUAUUUAUGAGAGUUGAGUUGACUCUGAAUCUAGAGAUACC
Molecule: messenger RNA, 1027 nt
Organism: Amorphotheca resinae ATCC 22711
Lineage: Eukaryota; Fungi; Ascomycota; Leotiomycetes; Helotiales; Amorphothecaceae
Exons: 1
Coding region: 404-955 (183 amino acids)
Biological process (GO): DNA replication
Cellular component (GO): nuclear origin of replication recognition complex
Molecular function (GO): DNA binding
Source: RefSeq, a predicted model, not a curated record